AUGAUUGUCCCAUAAGGAAUUCUUCAAUAUCAAAUCUUCAAAAGGAGGUGGCUAGUGUUGUUUGCUUUCUGCUCUUUUACGUAUAAUAUUCCUAUUAAGUAGAUUUACUAAUGCCUUUGGAUUUGUCCAAUACUCUCCUAUUUUAACUCUUGCUGCUAAUUACUAUGGAGUUUAGGAAGAAUAGAUAGUUUGGUUUAGCAAUUGUUACUAUUUAACUUACUUUGCAGUUUGUCCUUUUACUAUAAAACCUUUAGAAAAAAGGUUAGAUUUAUCGUUAAUGUUUGCUUCUUUGAUAACUAUGUUAGGUAAAAUGUUAAAAAUCAGGAUAGGUUAAUGGAUAAUAUAUAUAUGUAAAUAGCAGUAUUCAAUAGCAUUGAUUGGAUUUAUUAUGAUUGGUCUUGGUUAAACAUUUACUUUAGCUGCACCAGCAUGUAAUAAGUCAAUAAUAAAUAUAUUAGUUAUAUCUGACCGUUGGUUUCCUAUUGAAGAACGUACUUUAUCAACUAGUUUGGGUAGUUUCUUUAAUUUAGUUGGAUUAAAUUUUUCAAUUGUUUAUGCAUCAGUUUCAUUUAAAAAUACCUACGAUUAAUAUGAAAUUAAAAAUAAGAUUGAUUAAAUGAAUCUUUUAUUUUCUAUUCUAUCCACAUGUUCAUUGUUAUUUUGUGUUUUGAUGAUAAGAAAUAAACCUUAAAGUCCACCAUCAAAAUCAGCAGUAUUGUUUUUAUUAAUAAAAAAGAUAUUUGAUAAAAUGGAAAUCAUCCCAUCCUUUAAAUCAGCAUUUAGUAGUAUAGAAGUAACAAUGGAUUUAUUAACUUUCUCAAUUUUUAUAGGAGUAUCAUGGGCAUAUAUGGUUGUGAUAGCAAUUCUUAUGGUUCCAUUUGAUUACACAAUUGAAUAAAUAGGUUAUGUAAGUAUAGUCUAUGCAGCAACAGGAACAAUUGGAGGAACAUCUGCUAGCAUUUAUAUGGAUUAUUAAGUUAAGAAUCAUUAAUAACCUAACUAUGAUUAUUUGAUUAAAAUUUUCCUUACAAUUGGUGUAUUAGGAAUAAUGAUAAAAGCUCUAAUUAUAAAUUAUGUAAAUGAUAUUGUUAUAGUGAUACUAACAGGAAUAAUAGGAUUAGGUUUAAAUUCUUUUCUUCCAUUAGCUUUAUAGUGUUAUAUUGAAAAAUUAUUUCCUUCAUUUGAAUUGGUUCUUACAACAAUAAUAAUGCAAAUGUCUAAUGUAUAUUAUGAUUAAUUAUAAAUUAAGCUGUUAGGAUUUGUAUUUGGUUAUAUUUUAAUAUUAGAUGUAUUCUUAGAUAUAGGAUUGUAUGUAAUUUUGAUAGGAUUAAGUCCAUUUUAUAUUUACUUGAUUUUCUUUUACAAAACUAAAUAUAAAAGAUUAUAAAUAGAGUAGGAAUUUGAACCACCAUCAAUGUGA
Messenger RNA from Paramecium pentaurelia, 1420 nucleotides. NCBI's taxonomy places the organism in Eukaryota, Ciliophora, Oligohymenophorea, Peniculida, Parameciidae. The record is from the annotation of a GenBank genome assembly.